Sardina pilchardus (European sardine) is the source of this 2442-nucleotide messenger RNA. It is a transcript of the gene selenbp1, whose product is annotated as selenium binding protein 1. Lineage: Eukaryota; Metazoa; Chordata; Actinopteri; Clupeiformes; Clupeidae. The transcript has 12 exons. The record is from RefSeq and is a predicted model, not a curated record. Gene Ontology annotation, molecular function: protein binding; selenium binding. The coding region runs from base 96 to 1517 and encodes 473 amino acids.
GCCUCUCUCAACUGACCGUAUAAAUCCAACAUCACUGUUCUCUCUUAUUCGUGUAACUGGACUGCAGCAAUAGGGACUAAGGAGUAACCAAUAAAAUGGCUUCCAGCUGCUCAGGAUGUGGACCUGGCUACAAGAGCCCACUGGAUGCCAUGAUGGGACCACGGGAAAAAAUAGUUUAUCUGCCAUGUAUAUACCGCAAUACGGACAUACUGAAGCCUGACUAUCUUGCAACUGUAGACGUGGACCCAAAAUCACCACAUUUUUGUAAGGUGGUUCACAGGUUGCCCAUGCCUAACCUGAGGGAUGAGCUUCACCAUACGGGCUGGAACGCCUGCAGCAGCUGUUUCGGCGACGCAUCCAAGAAACGCAACCGCCUCAUAAUGCCCUCUCUCAUCUCCUCCCGCGUCUACGUGGUGGAUGUGGGGACGGACCCGCUAGCGCCACGCCUUCACAAGAUAGUGGAGCCAAACGAGCUGCACUGGAAGACGGGCCUGGCCAAUCCACACACCACACAUUGUCUGGGCAGUGGGCAAAUUAUGAUCAGCUCUAUGGGAGAUCCCGCAGGGAACGGCAAAGGUGGUUUUAUCCUGCUUGACGGAGAAACCUUUGAUGUGAUUGGCAACUGGGAAUUGCCUGGCGACGCAGCGCCCAUGGGCUACGACUUCUGGUAUCAACCGCGACAUAACGUCCUGAUGAGCACAGAGUGGGGGGCCCCCAAAGCCUUGGGCAAUGGCUUCGACAUUGAAGAUGUUAAAGCUGGUCUGUAUGGACGUCGCGUCCAUGUGUGGGACUGGACCACUCACAAGCGUGUGCAGACACUCGACCUGGGGGAAGAGGGCGCCAUCCCCCUAGAGAUCCGUUUCCUGCACGACCCUGCCGCAACCGAGGGCUACGUGGGCUGCGCCCUCUACGGCACCGUGUUCCGCUUCUACAAGACUCCGAAAGGGGACUGGGCAACAGAAAGGGUCAUCAAGGUCCCAAACAAAAAAGUAGAGGGUUGGGCUCUGCCAGAGAUGCCAAGUCUCAUCACAGACAUCCUGAUCUCCUUGGAUGACCGCUAUCUCUACUUCAGUAACUGGCUGCAUGGUGACAUUCGGCAAUAUGACAUCACUGACCGGAGACACCCACGACUCGCCGGCCAGAUCUUUCUAGGUGGCAGUAUUAUAAAAGGUGGCCCUGUGAAAGUCCUGGAAGACAAAGAGCUUGAUUCCCAGCCUCCCCGACGUGUUAUCAAGGGGAAGAAGAUACAAGGAAGUCCACAGAUGCUUCAGUUGAGUCUGGACGGGAGAAGGCUGUAUGUCACGACUUCUCUGUAUAGUGCCUGGGACAAGCAGUUCUACCCUGAUAUGAUCAAGGAAGGUUCAGUUAUGAUGCAGAUUGAUGUGGACACAGUGAACGGUGGCCUUAAGCUGAACGAGGACUUCCUGGUGGACUUUGGAGCGGAGCCAGAGGGUCCAUCCUUGGCCCACGAGCUCCGUUACCCUGGUGGAGACUGCACCUCAGACAUUUGGCUGUAGACAGAGUAAUCUCACCAGAUAUUGGUGCCCUUGAAGGGGCUAAUGUGGAGUUGUAAACGUUUAAAAGCAUAAAAAUGACUCACAAAUAUCAACGCAAUGUGAAGAAACAACUGUUUUGAAAUAAUAUCGACAAACACCUGUGGCCUGUGUUGCCCAGAUAUCCACUAAAGUUAGCAUGCAAACCAACUAGUGUCAGCUCGGCUCUCGAAAUAUCACCUUGUACCAAGCAGCGGCAUAUUACAUAAAAUGCAAGUCAAUGGAAGAGCGUGAUGUGACUUCUUUCAAGACAACAGCAAACCUACAGAACUCCACAUGGCUAAUAACAAAUGGAAAUAGAUAGAUGGAUAGAUAGAUAGAUAGAUAGAUAGAUAGAUAGAUAGAUAGAUAGAUAGACACUUUAUUGACCCCCAAGGGGAAAUUCAAGAUAUAGGUAAGAAUUAUCCUAUAAGUAUUAGGGAGAGAAACAUACAAAGGUGGACAGAAUUUCCAAGGACCAAAUCUAGAUGUGCAAUGCUGUGGAGCAUACUUAGAUUUUAUAAAUUGUUUAGCUUUUUGCAUAUAGAAAAACUGCUUGCAUAGAUUCAAAGCUCCUCCUGUCCAGUAGGUCUGGUAUUGGCCAGUCAUUCUGUUAUCCGUAUAUAAGAGCGUACAGUUGAGCAUAAAGUAAUUUGUUCACUUUUUCUCUUUCCAUGAUUAUCCCAUUAAAUGAAAGUAUUUAGGUUACAUGUACUGAUGAUCAUAAUUAAUUGUAUACACUUGCAAAUGUACUGAUUCUUCAAGCCAGUUACAGUGGUUAAACAUUUUGCUGUAUUAGUUUUUCUGUGACUGCCACUACUUGCCUUGUCGAUUGUACCGUUUUUAACAAUUAACUGACAAUAUAUUGUGUAUACUGCUAACAAUAUUUUAAUACAGUUAUGUUUUUCAA